Mycena citricolor is the source of this 474-nucleotide messenger RNA. The record is from the annotation of a GenBank genome assembly. NCBI's taxonomy places the organism in Eukaryota, Fungi, Basidiomycota, Agaricomycetes, Agaricales, Mycenaceae.
ACGUGCGCAGCUUUAGACUUCUGGAUCCUCUCCGGCCUGAGACCUGCACGGUGCUUCGGUUUAACGGACAGUUCAUCCAAAUUGCCACCGACUUCGCGAAGGAACAACUUUGCCAAGCCAAAUCAUGAACGUGCUCUACAGCUCAGGGAUCGCGCCGCUCGUGAUCUCAUAGAACAUCAUGUUGAUAUUGUUCUUGCAUUCGGGGAGUCAGAUGAGAUAACGUCUAUAUGGAGGCGGCCGAUCUUUCGCGCUAUGCUCAUAUGGAAUCUUCGCAAUGUCCUUCUGAAAAAAUCAACCUCGCUCUAAAGUCGGAGACGAACGAAGGUCCUUCCUGCGGUACAUCCCGGACACACACCCCAAGUAUCCACCUUCGUUUGAUGGAAGAACCGUGCAGUAUCCCAUGGCCAGCGAAAGCCUAUUCAGGGAUAAAUUCUCUUGGCGCCAGACAGAUGGUGAAUUCCCAUGACAUUGAGC